GUGUCGCGUCGCGGUUUCCAUGAAAGCUGGGAUCGGGUGUGGGAAGCGGGGCCUGUUGACGAGUGAGCAGUUUUAUACGAAUAUAAUCCUGACCUUUGUCCUGGGUCAUGAUAAAGUUCCUGUUAUCUUGAACUUGAGAAAAUAUAUUUAAUGGUAAUAAUUGGCGGUGUAAUCUGGAAAUGGAUAAGGAACAGGCUGGCAGUUUAUCAGAGAGACCAUGACUUUGGACUACAGUGGCCCUGAUUCUCUGUACUGUUGACACUGACUUCCCCUGGGAAUGCUCCAAGUAUCAAACUACAGCCUGGUACUAUCAGUACAAUUCAUUAUAAUGAUCUUCGAUCUGUUUGCCAAUUCCUUCUCUGAACUUUUAUUAACAGAGCCCGUUGUUCCUCUGAUAAUAUUUGUUAUACAAGACAUUGGAAUCCUCUUUAAUAUCAUCAUCAUCUUCCUUAUGUUUUUCAACACAUUUGUCUUUCAAGCAGGCUUGGUCAAAUUAUUGAUUCACAGGUUUACAGGAACCAUUAUUGUCUCUGGGAUUUACUUUAUUCUGAGUGUCAGCUUUCAUGUUUGGAUUGAGAAUCUGCGGUGGCAAGACCAGCACAAGUUUGUGUGGACGAAUUGGCUUCAGGCAUUUUUUGUCUUCCAACGAUUUGCUGCCGUUUUAUACUAUUACUGCUACAAAAGAACUACUCUUUGCCUUGGAGAUCCUCGAUUAUAUGAAGACUCAGAAUGGCUCCAGAAUGAAUUUUUCCGUGUCCGAAAAUAAGAUCACAGAGCCAUACACAGUGCAAUACUCUAUACUGAAAAUGAAAUUUUUAAACAAGUGCAAAUUAGAAUAAAAAUAGUGCAUAAUAACUUUAAUUUUCCUUGUAUUUCUAGAAAAUAUAAUGUUUAAAAUUGUAAUACAUUAAUAUAAUUAUUCUGAACUUGAGCAGGUAAAGAUGACAAUAAGCAUUUCACUGCUACUUCAUGGAGUUGCUGUAAUUACUUCGUCUGUCAUCAUUAUGAAUUUUGUGGAACUCUCACUCAUCAGAAAGAUGUUUUGCUAGUUUUCUCCAAUAUGAUAUGAAUUUACUGAAGGUAUAUACUUUUGCUGUGGGAUAGUUCUGCAGCACUGUUCAUUUUUUUAAGUACAAAUUUGUUUUGAUUUAAAGUCCAUGCUUUUGCUACUCUGCAUUUGUGUGGUAUUGCUUGUAAAUAACAUUUUUACAGUCACUCCAAUGGGUUCUCUUUAAAAGUAGUUUGAAUGACACCAUAAAGUUAUGUUCUUAAUAUAUGUUCUGCUGAAUUAUUUUCAAGCAUUGUACUUUUUCAGGGAACUGGUUGGUCUAGGAAAUCUGUUGGAAUUUUGCAAUUUCUGUUCUAUAGGACAGGUGCAAACUGGGGAAGGUUGUGUACAUAUUUAAAUUAUUGAUUUAGAAAAUGCAUGCUCAUCUGUGCCCUUGAGCUGGUUCCCACCAAUAACCUUACAAAAUAUGUACCAAGGAUUUUUAUACACUACACAGAAGAUGAGAACAAACAGAUUGACUUGCAAUUAUUUUAAAAUUUUACUUCACAUUUUAAUUUUUGGUGUACGUAUUUUUAAAAUAUUUUUAUUCUUUAUAUAUUUGAGUCAAAAUUGGAUCCAAUAUUUAGGUUUGUUCUGUAAAUUCCAAGUCUGCAAUUUAAUGUGGAAAAUGUGCUACUUAGGAACAUUUAAGUCUUGCUAAUUUUAUCAUUUUGGAUAUUUUGAUUACUGUUCUUGUAUUAAAAUAUUUACCUUUUGAACUAGUUGGAAA
Molecule: messenger RNA, 1778 nt
Organism: Hypanus sabinus (Atlantic stingray)
Lineage: Eukaryota; Metazoa; Chordata; Chondrichthyes; Myliobatiformes; Dasyatidae
Gene: tmem138
Product: transmembrane protein 138
Exons: 5
Coding region: 278-766 (162 amino acids)
Cellular component (GO): cilium
Source: RefSeq, a predicted model, not a curated record